This is a messenger RNA of Chenopodium quinoa (quinoa), 1542 nucleotides long. RefSeq names its product random slug protein 5-like. Gene Ontology annotation, molecular function: phosphatidylinositol transfer activity. The transcript is spliced from 7 exons. Bases 242 to 1264 code for a protein of 340 amino acids. The record is from RefSeq and is a predicted model, not a curated record. Lineage: Eukaryota; Viridiplantae; Streptophyta; Magnoliopsida; Caryophyllales; Amaranthaceae.
GCCACAACCCAAAACCAAAACAAAAAUGGACAAAUAGAAAAAAGUUAGAGAGACUAGUCCAACAACAAAAUCACCAAUAACUCUAAUUCAAUAUUCAUGUGUCCUUAAUUCUAAUAUUACUACAAUUUCUCAACAUAUCACAUGAAACCCAGCCCUUCUUCUUCUCCUCCACACCAUUUUUCUCCUUCUUUCUAGCUUUUACACUCAAGUCUCUGCCAACAACAAACGAUUUUCAUAAGUGAUGAGUACAAAUUUGAAGAAGACUGCUUCUAAUGCCCAUGAACAAUCUUUGCCACAUGAAGAACAGCUAAAGAAGAUUGGUGAGGUAAGGGCGGCAAUAAGUCCGAUCCCUGAAAAGCUGUCUAAGUUUUGCUCUGAUGAUUUAAUUUCAAGAUACUUGCGAGCAAGGAAUUGGAAUGUUAAAAAGGCCACAAAGAUGUUGAAAGAUUCUUUGAAAUGGAGAUUAGAAUACAAGCCUGAACAUAUUUGCUGGGAAGAUGUUGCUUGUGAAGCUGAUUCGGGCAAAGUUUACAGAUCAACUUCUGUUGAUAAGGAAGGGAGACCUGUCCUGGUCAUGCGUCCUAGUUGUCAGAAUACAAGGUCUGUAUCAGGACAAAUAAAAUACUUAGUAUAUUGCAUGGAAAAUGCCAUCCUAAACUUACCACCUAAUCAAGAGCAGAUGGUCUGGCUGGUUGAUUUUUGGAAUUUCAAUCUAACAAAUAUUUCAGUCAAAUCAGCAAAAGAAACUGCUCAUGUACUACAAAACCAUUAUCCAGAAAGAUUGGGUGUUGCUGUUUUGUAUAAUCCUCCUAAGUUUUUCGAACAAUUUUACAAGUUAGUCAAACCUUUUUUGGAGCCUAAGACUCGGAAGAAGGUGAAGUUUGUUUAUGCUGAUGACGAAAAUUCCAAGAAGAUCAUGGAGGAACUUUUUGACAUGGACCAGCUUGAAUCUGCAUUUGGGGGGAAUAGUUCAGAAGGUUUUGAUAUUCAAAAGUACGCUCAAAGAAUGAAAGAGGAUGAUGAAAAAAAUCGCUCUUACUGGGAGGAAGGAAAUGAUGCAUCUGUUGCCCCCAGUCGUGAUGGUCUUAUUCAUGAGAGCUCAGAGUCACAUAACAAUGAUCCAACCGAGGAAGAAGACUCGGAAAAUGAUGGUAGGUGUACUCCAUCUUCAUCAACUGCUGAGGAUUCCCAAUCGUCCACUCCAGAUGCUGAUUUGUCAGUGGCUAACAUGAGCCUUGAAGAUCCUGAACAUAUGAAAGCUUGAUAUGAAAGCUAAGAGGCUAAGACUGAGUCCGAUUAAUCUCUUGCAGUAUGCACCUCAAUUUCAGAAGAAUACAACUGGGGAAGAGAGGAUAUGACCGUCGAUGUCAGAACCGGGUGUUGCCACAACCAUCUUGUCAUACCACAAAUGAAGAAUGCAACUAUUCUGAUUUACCCUAUAUGCCAAACUUUUCUUAUGGCUUUUACAUGUAAAAUAAUCCUUUGAAACUGUAUUCAAAUAACAGUGAUUUUUCCUCAGUCAAUAAAGUUCAACAUUGCUCA